AUGGAAGAUCGGAGAAAAGAGGGAGAGAGCCUUUGUUCGGGGAAAGCCCAAAGUUGGGGGAAGAAAAAGAAGCAAGUAGUGGAAGCCCGCCGCUCUUUCCUGCUUUGUUUCUCCGCUCCGCCUUUUCUCCCGCCUCUCUUCCGCCCGCUUCUUCUUCCGAAUGGAAUAAAGCCCGCCGCCCCCCCCGCCGACCCCGCUUCCCCCGCUUGCCCCUUCCGCCCCUCACGCUUCUCAGCCCGCCCUUCAAACCGGCACCCAUGCUGCCGGGCUCGAUUCGCACUCAUCACGAUCGACUAG
Messenger RNA from Knipowitschia caucasica, 297 nucleotides. NCBI's taxonomy places the organism in Eukaryota, Metazoa, Chordata, Actinopteri, Gobiiformes, Gobiidae. The record is from the annotation of a GenBank genome assembly.